UCCUGUUCAUCAUCUUCAAAUUCUUCUAAUAAAUCUAUUAAGUUACAAAAAAAGUUGCAUAAGCAAAGAUUGAAACAAGCGAAAGAAAAAAAAAAUCUGAAGGAAUUAAUGAAAGCUAAAGAAACUCCUGAAGAAAAGAGACUAAGAAGAUUGAAAAAAAAAGAAGUAAAAGAACGUAAACGCAAAGAAAGAAUGGGUUGGGAUAAUGAUUAUUUACAUUAUACAAAUACUGACAAUCCUUUUGGUGAUGCUCAUUUACUUCAACCUUUUAUUUGGGGUAAGAAAUUAGAAAAAGAAGGUUUAUUAGAAGUUAGUAGAGAACAAAUAGAAAUGCGAAAUAGAUAUAAACAAGAAGAAAAUAAGAGAGAAUUAGAGAAAGUAAAAAAGCGUAGACAAGAGCGAGAAUUGCAAAGACAACAACGUGAAGAGGAAGCUGCUUUACAGCAAAGAGGUAAAGAGGCUGCACAGUUAGAACAAUGGCAUCGUCAAGAAGAUCAGUUUCAUCUUGAACAAGCUAGAUUAAGAUCUCGUAUUAGAAUACAAGAUGGAAGAGCUAAACCUAUUGAUCUUUUGGCUAAAUAUAUUGGUGCCGAAGAUGAAGUAGAUGCAGUUGAAAUGCAUGAACCAUACACCUAUUUAAGGGGAUUACACAUAAAAGAUUUAGAAGAUCUUAUUGUUGAUAUUAAAGUAUAUAAAGAACUUGAAAGGGGUAAAAAUCUUGAUUAUUGGAAUGAUAUAACUAUAAUAGUUGAAGAUGAACUUCACAAACUUAGAAAAAUGCAACAAACCGAGUAUCAAGUUGCUCUUGGAAGACGAGAAGGAAUUCAUGAGUCUGUAGCAAGAGAUGUAACAGCAGUUUUUAAAGGCAAAUCUGCAACUCAAUUAGAAACAUUGCAAUCAAGAAUUGAAUCAAAAAUUAAUGGUAAAGCUGAAGGUGUUGAUAUUGGAUACUGGGAGAGUUUACUUUCUCAAUUAAAAGCACAUAUGGCUAGAGCACGACUAAGGGAUCGCCAUCAAGAAAAUUUAAAAAAGAAAUUAAACAUUUUAAUGGCUGAACAAGGAGUGGCAAAAACAGAAAAUGAAAUAUGCGAAUCACAAAUUAUUAAUGAGACUAAAGUACAAACUGAUCAACAACCAUCUACAAGUGCAACUUGUUUAAGAAGUGAUGAAAAUCAAUCAGAAGAUGAACAAUAUAUCGAAUUAGGAACAUAUUCACCCAUGUAUAUACCGCAGUCAGAACUAGAACCAGGAACAAUUAUAACUUUAGAAGAGGAAGAUACUCAACGUCUAGAAUUUGCUAGGAAUCAAGUCGUUAGUACUGGUCAUAAAAUACAAAAUGUUUUAACUGUAGAAGAACAGGCAAUGCGCAGAGAAGUUAGUAAAAACAUGGGCUUGGAUGAAGCUCAAUUUAGUGUUGAAUCAUCUCUUGAGGCUCAAAUAUAUUUAUGGUCAGAUAAAUACAGACCGAGAAAACCACGUUACUUUAAUAGAGUACAUACUGGUUUUGAGUGGAACAAAUAUAAUCAAACUCAUUACGAUAUGGACAAUCCACCACCAAAAAUCGUACAAGGCUAUAAAUUCAAUAUCUUCUACCCAGACUUAAUAGAUAAAAAUGUGACUCCUGAAUAUUUUCUAACUCCAUGUACAGAUAAUAAAGAUUUUGCUAUUCUUAGAUUUAAAGCUGGACCUCCAUAUGAAGACAUAGCAUUCAAAAUUGUUAAUCGUGAAUGGGAAUAUUCAUAUAAACGAGGAUUUCGUUGUCAAUUUCAUAACAAUAUUUUCCAGUUGUGGUUUCAUUUCAAGAGAUACCGAUAUCGUCGAUAAUUUUAUAUAUUUUUAAUAUAAGAAAUUUCAUU
This is a messenger RNA of Ceratosolen solmsi marchali, 1856 nucleotides long. It is a transcript of the gene cactin, whose product is annotated as cactin, spliceosome C complex subunit. Gene Ontology annotation, cellular component: spliceosomal complex; cytoplasm. The coding region runs from base 109 to 1824 and encodes 571 amino acids. NCBI's taxonomy places the organism in Eukaryota, Metazoa, Arthropoda, Insecta, Hymenoptera, Agaonidae. Gene Ontology annotation, biological process: mRNA cis splicing, via spliceosome. The record is from RefSeq and is a predicted model, not a curated record. The transcript is spliced from 5 exons. Gene Ontology annotation, molecular function: protein binding.